Messenger RNA from Alternaria burnsii, 915 nucleotides. Its product is annotated as tetraspanin tsp3. Lineage: Eukaryota; Fungi; Ascomycota; Dothideomycetes; Pleosporales; Pleosporaceae. The transcript is spliced from 4 exons. The record is from RefSeq and is a predicted model, not a curated record. Bases 1 to 915 code for a protein of 304 amino acids.
AUGACGUACACUAGGAAGCAGGUCGUGACCUGCCUCAGUGUGCUAUAUCUUGUAAUUGCGACGGCACUCGCAGGCUACGCUGCCUCCCGCGCGAACGCUCGUUCUGUGCCCAUCUCCGACACCUUGACCGGCUUCACUACGGCUCUUCCCAUCGUCUCAGGCCUCCUGCUGGAAUGCGGCUAUGACUUUACGCGUCGACAAGAGCGUCGCCAGCACUUGAGCCGUGGCGAGAUUCAGCGCCCGCCGCUUGUCAUCAUCGCAAACACGCUCAUCUUCAUCUACUCCACCGUCGUGAUUACCCUUGCGGGCACGCAUGCUGCGCCGCCUUCUGGCCUGGAUUGCGGAUUGCAUGAGCGCUGGCAGACGCUGUUUAAGAAGAAGGAUGCGAGUGCCAUCCGCCAGAUCCAGGAUGCUUUCGAGUGCUGCGGCUUCGUGAAUUCGCGGGACAUGGCAUGGCCGUUUCCAGACAAAACACACAAAGCAGACGCAUGCGAAGUUACAUAUCAUGGCAGAAUGAACGGAUGCCUGAGAGCCUGGAAGGCUGAAGAGCAGGUCAUCGCCGGCAUACUCAUGGUCGUUGUCGGCAUGGUCUUCAUCUGGCAGUUCGCCAUCAUCGCUAUCCCUACGCAGAAAGAGUCGUGGCUGCAUCGCAUUGCACCCGAACGCAUCUCACGCAUGAUCGCUGACGAGCGACACGGCGAUGCUGACCCGAGACGUGCCAUCGACUUCAUGCCCGGUUACAGCAGCAAUCGCUAUUCCGACCGCAUCGAGGAGGAGACUGAAGAGGCCACCGAAGACGGCCGGGAUAAUGUACGUGCGAUCGAAGAGGGCAAUCGUCGCCUUGACGGCGCCUUGCCGAGACACGUUGGCAGCGAUCUGCAGCCCAGUGUUGAGAACGAGUGGGCGAGGAAUUAG